Molecule: messenger RNA, 369 nt
Organism: Pseudozyma flocculosa PF-1
Lineage: Eukaryota; Fungi; Basidiomycota; Ustilaginomycetes; Ustilaginales; Ustilaginaceae
Exons: 2
Coding region: 1-369 (122 amino acids)
Source: RefSeq, a predicted model, not a curated record
AUGACGCUUCUGGCACCAGCUUGCAGCGCAGGUAUGAUCGAGUUUCCAAAGGCAGCCCUCGAGGACGUCGAAGAGGCCUUGAAGCAGAGGAGUCUGCGGACGCAUGAGCCUUGGCAGUCGUUCCCGGACGAGCUGUACGAGGCGCUGCGUGCCAAGGGAGUCGACUACGGCCAGAGGGCUAUGCGCGAGGCACGCGUUGGCGGCGGCGCUGGCUCUUCACGUCAAGGAGCGGGUGCCGUGGAGACGUACAAGAGCCCCGAGUUUGGAGACGAGUACCUGCCCGAACCUCUGAGGCCGGGUGAAGGGUUCGAAGGCGGCAACUGGCUCGAACAUCUCGAGGGUCACAGCCGUGGUGGGCGCAAGGAUUGA